Messenger RNA from Alternaria atra, 1815 nucleotides. RefSeq lists its product as uncharacterized. Gene Ontology annotation, biological process: xylulose metabolic process; D-xylose metabolic process. NCBI's taxonomy places the organism in Eukaryota, Fungi, Ascomycota, Dothideomycetes, Pleosporales, Pleosporaceae. Gene Ontology annotation, cellular component: cytosol. Gene Ontology annotation, molecular function: D-xylulokinase activity. The transcript is spliced from 3 exons. The coding region runs from base 1 to 1815 and encodes 604 amino acids. The record is from RefSeq and is a predicted model, not a curated record.
AUGGCUGAUCAAUUCUUGGGCUUCGACCUGAGCACUCAGCAACUGAAAGGUAUCAUUGUCGGUUCCGACCUUAAGCUUAUCCACGAAGCCAAAGUCGACUUCGAUGCCGAUCUCUCCAAGUAUGGAAUUGAGAAGGGUGUCCUCACAAACCCCGACGAGGGCGAAGUCUUCGCGCCUGUCGCCCUGUGGCUUGAAGCCAUCGACCUUGUCCUGCAGCGAUUGAAGGAGCAAGGUGCCGAUUUCUCCAAGGUCCAGGGUAUUUCGGGUGCAGGCAUGCAGCACGGCACUGUCUUCUGGAGCAAAGAUGCAGAGACACUACUCGGCAGUCUGGAUGCUGGCAAGACGUUGCUCGAGCAGCUUGAAGGUGGUUCCAAGGGCGAGAGGAAGGGUGCUUUCAGCCAUCCUUUCAGUCCGAAUUGGCAGGACGCAAGUACACAGAAGCAGUGUGAUGCUUUUGAUGCAACACUACAAGAACCCAGGAAUCUGGCGCUGGCUACUGGAAGCAGUGCUCACCACCGCUUCAGUGGCCCCCAGAUCCUUCGGUUCCACGACAAGUAUCCCGAAGCCUACAAGGCGACCGCCCGCAUCUCCCUCGUAUCCUCCUUUCUCGCUUCCAUCUUCCUCGGCAAAGUAGCCCCCAUCGAUAUCGCAGACGUAACUGGAGCAAACCUGUGGGACAUUAAGAACGGUCGCUGGCAUGAGGAUCUUCUAGCACUUGCAGCUGGAGGAAGCGGAGGCAUCGAAGAUCUUAGGAAGAAGCUAGGCAAUGUUCCUGAAGACGGUGGUUCAAGCUUCGGUACCGUCUCGCCAUAUUUCAGCAAGCGCUACGGCUUCCCAUCGUCAGCUCAGGUCAUUGCCUUUACUGGCGACAACCCAUCGACAAUCCUCGCCCUUCCUCUCCGCGCGUCAGAUGCCAUCGUCUCUCUAGGAACCUCGACCACAUUCCUUAUGUCCACACCCCAGUACAGGCCCGAUCCAGCAUACCACUUCAUGAACCACCCCACCACAGCAGGCCUCUACAUGUUCAUGCUCUGUUACAAGAACGGUGGCCUAGCACGCGAGCACAUCCGCGACGCAAUCAACAAAGCUUCGGGCUCACCUGACAAGUCCUGGGACAAGUUCAAUGAAACAGCUCUCACAACGCCCGCGCUCGGCCAGGCCCAGCCCUCCGAUCCCAUGCGUCUAGGCCUCUUCUUCCCCCGCCCAGAAAUUGUGCCAAACGUCAAAGCAGGAACAUGGCGUUUCCUCUCCAAAGACAACCAACUCUCGCCUAUAGCACCGGAAGCUGCUCAGGGCAAGACGGAGGACAAGUCCUGGCCUAUUCCUGAAGCCGACGCCCGCGCGAUUCUCGAAUCUCAGUUCCUUUCUCUAAGACUCCGAUCGCAAUCUCUCGUCGAACCCCAGGGCUCUCUCCCCGCACAGCCCCGCAGAAUCUACAUGGUUGGCGGUGGUGCUGUGAAUCCCGCUAUCGCUGAACUCGCCGGCCAAGUUCUCGGCGGCUCAGACGGCGUGUAUAAGCUUGAAAUCGGAGGAAACGCCUGCGCUCUCGGUGCCGCGUACAAAGCGGCUUGGGGUGUGCAACGUUCUUCUCCCCAAGAGAAGUUUGAAGAUUUCCUCGAGGCGCGUUGGAAUGAAGAGGGCUUUGUUAAGAAGAUUUGUGAGGGAUAUAGAAAGGGCGUUUUCGAACAGUAUGGUGAUGCGCUCAAGGCAUUUGAUGAGGUGGAAAAGGUGGCACUUAGGGAGAACGGAGAGGCGGAGAAGGCGGAUGCUGUUAAAGAGGCUAUUGGGCUACAGGGCCUGGAUGACCAGAGGUAA